This is a messenger RNA of Ailuropoda melanoleuca (giant panda), 3610 nucleotides long. It is a transcript of the gene PDE8A, whose product is annotated as phosphodiesterase 8A. The coding region runs from base 143 to 2389 and encodes 748 amino acids. The transcript is spliced from 23 exons. Gene Ontology annotation, molecular function: 3',5'-cyclic-nucleotide phosphodiesterase activity. Gene Ontology annotation, biological process: signal transduction; regulation of DNA-templated transcription. NCBI's taxonomy places the organism in Eukaryota, Metazoa, Chordata, Mammalia, Carnivora, Ursidae. The record is from RefSeq and is a predicted model, not a curated record.
GCCACCGCCCGCCGGGCCGCGCCUCCCACCCGGCCAGCAGACCACCGCCUCACCCGGGGCCCGCGGCGCCGGCCUCGCGGAGUCCGAGCCUCGCGACGGCAGCGGCAGGAAGGUAGCAGUAGCUGAUGUGCAGUUUGGCCCCAUGAGAUUUCAUCCAGAUCAACUCCAGGUACUUUUAGUGUUUACCAAAGAAGAUAACCAGUGUAAUGGAUUCUGCAGGGCAUGUGAAAAAGCAGGGUUUAAGUGCACAGUUACCAAGGAGGCUCAGGCUGUUCUUGCCUGUUUCCUGGACAAACAUCAUGACAUCAUCAUCAUUGACCACAGAAACCCCCGGCAGCUGGACGCGGAGGCGCUGUGCAGGUCUAUUAGAUCAUCCAAGCUCUCUGAAAACACAAUUAUUAUUGGUGUAGUACGCAGGACGGAUAGAGAAGAGUCAUCUGUGAUGCCCCUCAUUGCUGCUGGCUUUACAAGGAGGUAUGUGGAAAACCCCAGCCUCAUGGCCUGUUACAAUGAACUGCUCCAGCUGGAGUUCGGAGAGGUGCGGUCCCAGCUAAAACUCAGGGCUUGUAACUCAAUAUUCACUGCAUUAGAGAAAAGUCAGGAAGCAAUUGAAAUUACAAGUGAAGACCGCAUUAUACAGUAUGCAAAUCCUGCAUUUGAAACAACCAUGGGCUAUCAGUCAGGUGAAUUAAUAGGAAAGGAGUUAGCAGAAGUGCCUAUAAAUGAAAAAAAGCCUGAUUUGCUUGAUACUAUAAAUUCAUGCAUCAGGAUAGGCAAGGAGUGGCAAGGAAUCUACCACACCAAAAAGAAAAAUGGAGAUAAUGUGCAACAAAAUGUGAAGAUAAUACCUGUCAUUGGACAGGGAGGAAAAAUUAGACACUAUGUGUCCAUUAUCAGAGUGUGCAAUGGCAGCAAUAAGGCUGAGAAAAUUGAAUGUGUUCAGUCUGACACGCAUACAGAUAAUCAGUCAGGCAAACAUAAAGACAGAAGGAAAAGCUCGCUAGAUGUCAGAACUCUUGCUUCUCGAUCAAGUGAAGUUGGCAGCCAGAGACGACACUCCUCCAUGGCCCGGAUACAUUCCAUGACGAUCGAGGCGCCCAUCACCAAGGUAAUCAACAUUAUCAAUGCUGCGCAGGAAAGCAGCCCCAUGCCUGUGACAGAAGCCUUAGACCGUGUGCUGGAAAUUCUAAGAACCACUGAAUUAUAUUCACCACAGUUUGGUGCUAAGGAUGACGAUCCUCAUGCCAACGACCUCGUUGGGGGCUUAAUGUCUGAUGGUUUGCGAAGACUAUCUGGGAAUGAGUAUGUUCUUUCAACAAAAACUCUUCAGCAGGUGCCCAGCAGUAUAAUCACCCCCAUCUCCCUUCACGACGUCCCCCCACGGGUAGCUCGGGCCAUGGAAAACGAGGAGUACUGGGACUUUAAUAUUUUUGAACUGGAGGCUGCCACACAUAAAAGGCCUUUGAUUUAUCUUGGUCUCAAAAUGUUUGCUCGCUUCGGAAUCUGUGAAUUCUUGAACUGCUCCGAGACGACGCUGAGAUCGUGGUUACAGAUUAUUGAAGCCAAUUACCACUCUUCUAACCCCUACCACAACUCAACACACUCUGCCGACGUGCUUCAUGCCACUGCCUACUUUCUCUGCAAAGAGAGGAUAAAGCAAACUUUAGAUCCGGUUGACGAGGUCGCUGCCCUCAUCGCAGCCACCAUCCACGACGUGGACCACCCCGGCAGGACCAACUCAUUCCUAUGCAAUGCUGGAAGCGAGCUGGCCAUUUUGUAUAACGACACUGCGGUGCUGGAGAGCCACCACGCGGCCUUGGCCUUCCAGCUGACCACCCGAGAUGACAAAUGCAAUAUCUUCAAGAACAUGGAGAGGAAUGACUAUCGGACGCUGCGCCAGGGUAUUAUCGACAUGGUCUUAGCCACAGAAAUGACAAAGCACUUCGAGCACGUCAACAAAUUUGUCAACAGCAUCAACAAGCCCCUGGCAGCUCUCGAAGAAAAUGGGGAAGUGAAUAGAGAUGAAGAAGCCAUAAACACUAUGCUCAGGACUCCAGAGAACCGGACUCUAAUUAAACGAAUGCUGAUUAAAUGCGCAGAUGUGUCCAAUCCCUGCCGACCCCUGGAGCAGUGCAUUGAGUGGGCUGCACGCAUCUCAGAAGAAUAUUUUUCUCAGACGGAUGAGGAGAAGCGGCAGGACCUGCCGGUGGUGAUGCCGGUCUUUGACAGGAACACCUGCANGGUCCCCGCGCGGCGGGUCACGUGCCCGCCCUUCCUUCCAGCCUUUGUAGACCUGCCAGAGCUACUGCAGCACCUUGACAACAACUUUAAAUACUGGAAAGGCCUGGACGAGAUGAAGCUGCGGAGCGCCCGACCACCCCCGGAAUAGCGCGGACUACCGCCCGGGCCCUGAAGCCUUGUCCCUGCGCUCAGCGGGAAUUCCUGAGGGCAGCCAGAGUCCUGGUCCUUUCAGUAUCAGGCAGAGCAGCGCCCAGGUGUGCAGAGCCUGUGAAAGCACACGGGGCCACCCUCCGAUGCCAUGGCCACGAAGUGCAACCCAGCCCCCCAUCUUGGGCCUGCGGCAGGGGCGCAGUCACAGGAGAACCCGUUUGCACUCACUCUCCUCAUAGCGAGCUCAGAGGGACCCUCCAAAGAACACUGAUGGGUUUCCUGCCGGGGACAGAGAAUGUCUUGUUGCAAACAAUUUCGCUCAGCUGUGUCCAGCACUUUCGAACAGCUCAUGGCAAUCGGAGCUUUAGGAACUUCGUCACAUCAUAGAAGGUGCAAUCACCCACUUUGGAACACUACUGAAAGUGACUUCUCUUUUGAAACUGAGUAGCAAAUGAAAAAUACAAAAGAAAUUUUGAAGUUGAUUAUUAAAUACAAAGAAAUUUUGAAGUUGAUUAAUACCAAUUAUUAAAAUGUUUUAUUUAUUUUAUUAGAAGUUCAAUAUUUUCUAUGAAUUUUGAAAUACUUCAAAGCCAAAGCCAACUUUAAAUGCCAUGACCAAAUUUACAUGAUUCAUAUUCAUUAAAUAUGUAUUACUUGGUGUACAGACUUAUUUUCAUAAUGCAAAUUAAAACUAUAAAAUGACACAUUUUUACUGCACUACAGAAAUAUUUGUGUAUAUUAGACUUCUGAUUGAUGCUAAUUGGGAAAAGCGGUCUUGUGGGAGGGUCUGAGUCUAAGCACUCAAGGAGAACAGCUCCUCUGUAUAGAAAGCAGAGCUCAAACUCUGGUCAUCUGAUGGGCUUUGCAGGUGACUUCCCAAAGUCAGUGAAAUUAAGACCUAACACUUUUUCCCCCCUAAAAUUUUAUAAUUGAAUUCCCAAAAAUCUGCCUUAUUUUAUAGUGUUUCUACAAGAUAUUCCCUAUGAGAGAACAAAAAUGGAAUAUUUAGUGAACUGACAUUUUAUAACCAAUCCGUUUUCAUCUGAGUUGGGAAUCUUUGAUUCCAGAAAUUUAUAAAGGUUCUGUAUCUUCACAUUUUGAAUAAGUGUAGUACCAUAAAAAAAUGACACAUGAUGACCUGUCAAAGUGCUUGUCAUUUCAUUUUAAAGUUGUAUUUUUUCCCCAGAUAAAAAUGAAAUUAAACUAUGUUUUUAAGAAA